UCUGUUUACUCUGGCCUGGUCGGGGAAGUGUCUUUAGAUAUUGAAUAUUUCUUAAUGGAAGAAGGUCGGAGAAGUUACCACCGCCAAGGUGGUGGCGAUCGUCGUGAUAGUGGUGACAGUUAUGAAGAUUACCAGCAAGGCCAGACUUCUCAUAGAGGUUUUCACGGAAGGUACAAUCGUGGUCCGGAGGAUGCGGCUGCUUCCGACAACUGGUGGGGUGCUAGCGGCUCCCACCACAGAAGGCCGCAGCAGCAGCAGAGUGGUGGUGUUGGUGGUUCAAUUGGAAGAGAGUCUAGGCGGCAGCAACCGAUGGAAAGAGGGUUUUGGCCGCAUCAGAGUGGUAGUAGUGGAUCAAGUGAUGGAGGAUCUUGGCGUCGGCAGCAGAGUGGCAGUGAUGGUAUUACUACGGAAACAGCGUCCUGGCGGCGGCAGCAGAGUGGCGGUGGUGGAACUACGGAGACAGGGUCAUGGCGCCAGCAGAGACCUGGUGGCAGUGGUGAACCAGCGGAAACGGGGUCUUGGCGGCAGCAGAGCCUUGCUGGUGGUGGUGAACCAACAGAAACGCGGCAGCAGAGUAGUGGUGGUGGAGGACUGAUGGGAAGAGAGGCUUCGGCGGAUAGAAAUUGGGGCCCAUCUUCUUGGGGCCCAUCUUCUUCUUCGACAACUUCAUAUCAGAAUCAAAAGCCUUGUCGAUCAUUCCCAGAUCCUGUUCAACUGGAUGUUCCAUUACUGAGGAUUUCAGAUCAGAAACCUCUGUCAUAUCAUCUAGAGAAAACAGAAAACAUAAUUGUGCCUUUGAGAAGGCCUGAUAGCAGAACUUUUGCUACCAGAUCAAUCAGUCUUGUUGCUAAUCAUUUUCCAGUCAAGUUCAAUCCGAGUGGUAUUAUCAUGCAUUAUGCGGUCCAUGCCAAACUGGUUAGUUCUAUUGGACAUAAGCCACUGAAAAGAUCAAUUCCCAAGUCUCUUAUGGGCUUGCUUAAAGAACAGUUAUUCUUUAAUGACCCGAAGAGUUUCCCAAGCGAUUUGGUUGCUUAUGAUGGGGAAAGGAAUAUCUUCAGUGCUGUUCCACUGCCUAGUGGGGAUUUCAAGGUGGAAAUAUCUCAUGGGGAGGAUGUAACUUCUUGCUCAUACAUAGUCACAAUCAAGAAAAUGAAUGAGUUAAAGUUGUCUAGGUUAAAAGAGUACUUAAAUGGAGACCUCUUGUAUAUUCCUCGUGAUAUACUACAUGGUAUGGACUUGGUAAUGAAGGAAAACCCUUCCAAGUAUAGGAUACGUUUAGGUCGAAACUUUUUUUGCAAGAAUUAUCGAGAAGGAGAUGACCUUAAACAUGGGGUUGCAGCAUAUAGAGGCUUCCAACAGAGCCUAAAGCCUACAUCUCAGGGUCUUUCCUUGUGUUUAGAUUACUCAGUUUUGUCAUUUCUCAAGCCUUUGCCAGUUUUAGAAUUCUUAAAGGAGAAUAUCGAAGGGUUUCGAGAAGCUGAUGAUGCUACAAGGAUGAGAAGACAGGUUUUGAAUGCUUUAAAAGGGUUGAAAGUAAGAGUAACUCAUCGUAUUACCAAACAGAAAUUCACUAUAUCUGGUCUCACUGAAAAAGUGGCAGGUGAACUUUGGUUUGACCUUGUAGACGCAGAUCCCCUAGCUCCUCCAAAGAAAAUUAAGAUUGUUGACUUUUUCUGGCAAAAAUAUGAGAAGGCAAUUAGGCAUCUGAAUAUCCCUUGCUUGGAUCUUGGGAACGCCAACAAAAUACAUUAUGUUCCUAUGGAAUUCUGUGUCUUGGUUGUGGGGCAGAGGUAUCCAAAAGAACGUUUGGAUAGAAAAACAGCAUCAUUCUUGAAAAAAUUAUCAUUGGCUCCCCCAGAAGAAAGAAGGAGAACAAUUUGUGACAUGGUACAGGCUAAGGAUGGACCUGAUGGAACUGUUGCUAAAAACUUUCAGAUGGAAAUGGAUUAUAAUAUGACAUCUCUUGAAGGUCGAGUCCUUGGUGCUCCUGUACUAAGGUUGGGUGCUGCUAAUGGCAAUGUAUAUCCUGUAAGAGUUGACCAGGAGAAAUGCAACUGGAACCUUGAUGGGAAAUCUGUGGUGGAAGGAAAACCAAUUGAGCGCUGGGCCUUGAUUGAUUUUACCUUGUCUAGCCGAUGUAAACUGCAGGCAGAAGAGUUUAUUAAGAAUUUGAGGCAUCAUUCUGCAAUACUUGGAAUCCACAUGGAAGAUCCUCUUGUCUGUCACUUCACUGGAAUGCAUGAAUUUUCUUCCAUUGUUAAGAUUGAAGGACUUCUCAGAAUGGUUAUUUCUGAUGCCAGACACAGGAGUGGUUCACAAGGUACACAAUUGCAACUUAUUAUCUGCGUGAUGGCUGGAAAGGAUCCUGGAUAUAAGUAUCUUAAAUGGGUCUCUGAGACAAAAAUUGGUGUAGUGACUCAGUGUUGCUUGUCCCUUCAUGCGAACAAAGGAGAAGACAAAUUUAUGGUAAAUCUGUGUCUCAAGUUGAACGCCAAGCUGGGAGGCAGCAAUGUUGAGCUCAAUGAAAGGUUUCCUCAUUUUGCAGAUGACGAUUACGUUAUGUUCAUUGGGGCUGAUGUGAAUCAUCCUGCAGCACGGAACUCUACAAGUCCAUCAAUAGCCGCAGUUGUGGGCACAAUAAAUUGGCCUGCGGCCAAUCACUAUGCUGCAAGGGUUCAACCCCAAGAUCACCGCAAGGAAAAAAUUAUGAACUUUGGAAGCAUUUGUCGGGAUCUAGUCAGUACUUAUGCCCAGCGCAACAUGGUCAGACCAAAGAAAAUUAUAGUGUUCAGAGAUGGUGUUAGUGAGGGACAGUUUGAUAUGGUGCUGAAUGAAGAGUUGCUUGAUUUGAAACAAGCGAUAUGCGAUGUUCAUUAUCAACCAACAAUUACCCUUGUUGUGGCCCAAAAGAGACACCAAACUCGACUUUUUCUUGACGGCAGGAACAAUGAAGGUGUUACCGGAAAUGUUCCUCCAGGAACUGUUGUGGACACAAAAAUUAUCCAUCCCUUUGAGUUUGACUUCUAUCUCUGUAGUCAUUAUGGAAGCCUUGGGACCAGCAAGCCGACUCACUACAAUGUCCUGUGGGAUGAAAAUGCUUUUGAAACGGACAAGUUGCAGAAGCUCAUAUACCAUUUGUGUUUCACUUUCGCUCGAUGUACUAAACCUGUUUCAUUAGUACCGCCUGUCUAUUAUGCUGAUCUUGUCGCCUACAGGGGACGACUCUUCCAAGAGGUGGUAACAAAGCAAUCUUCUGCGUCUUUAUGGUCAUCUUCUUCAAUAUCAUCAGCAUCUUUGUCAUCUGCUGCUGCUUCAUUUAACCAGAACUUUUACACUCUGCAUCCAGACCUCCAAAACAUUAUGUAUUUUGUUUAGGCAGCUUCAUCAAAGCUGUAAUAUCCUCCAUUAAGCAGUGAACGCCCAGAGAGAAACGUUUAUUGUAGAAAUACCCCAAAUUGCAGAUCUAAUUGCCUUGUCUAAGAUGUUGACAAGGCAGUUUGUGCGUGAAUCUAAGUCUUAUAGUAUUUUUCAUUA
Molecule: messenger RNA, 3534 nt
Organism: Coffea eugenioides
Lineage: Eukaryota; Viridiplantae; Streptophyta; Magnoliopsida; Gentianales; Rubiaceae
Product: protein argonaute 2-like
Exons: 3
Coding region: 55-3375 (1106 amino acids)
Biological process (GO): regulatory ncRNA-mediated post-transcriptional gene silencing
Cellular component (GO): cytoplasm
Molecular function (GO): RNA binding; protein binding
Source: RefSeq, a predicted model, not a curated record